GUCCUCGCCGGGAUCACCGUCUCGCUCGCCAUGGUGCCAGAGUCGUUGGCGUUCACGUUCGUCGCCGGGGUGUCUCCCAUCGUGGGCCUACACGCCGCGGCGCUCAUGGGCUUGUGCACCGCGGUACUCGGCGCGCAACCCGGCGUCAUCUCCGGCGCCGCGGGAGCCACCGCCGUGGUCUUCGCCCCGCUCGUCGCGUCGCACGGACCCGAGUACCUCUUCGCCGCCGUCGCGCUCGCCGGAGCCAUCCAGGCCGUCGCCGGCGCGCUGCGCCUGGGAAAGUUCAUCCGACUCGUGCCGCAGCCGUGCAUGAUCGGGUUCGUAAACGGUCUCGCCAUCGUCAUCGGCUCCGCGCAGAUCAACUCCUUCGCGGGUCUCGCCGACGUCGCGCUGUACACGCAAGUCGCGCUCACGGCUUUGACGAUGGCGCUCAUCAAGCUCAUACCCAACCUGUCCUUCGUCCCAAAGCAGAUACCCGCGCCGUUGCUGGCCAUCGCGUCCGUCGGGACCCUCGUCCAGGUGGCGGGUAUCGCGACAAAGACCGUCGGGGACGUCGCGGCGGUCGCGGGCUCCCUUCCGGCCUUUCACAUCCCAAACGUUCCCGUCGAGUUUGAGACGUGGGCUACGAUUUUCCCAUUCGCCGCGUCCGUCGCGGCGGUUGGACUGAUCGAGACGCUGCUGACCCAGCAGCUCGUCGACGACAUCACCGAGCGUCGCACCAGCACCCACAAGGAGUGCAUCGCGCAGGGCGCCGCGAACCUGGUGAACGGAUUCUUCGGCGCCAUGGGCGGGUGCGCGAUGAUCGGCCAGUCGAUGAUCAACGUUCAGGCCGGGGGUCGCACUCGGGUCUCCGGUUUGACGUGCGCGAUGGCCAUCGCGUCGUACGUCACGUUCGGCGCGGGGUUCAUCGAGCGCGUGCCGAUCGCCGCGCUCGCCGGUACGAUGCUCUGUUUGGUCCUGGACAUCUUCGAUUGGACCUCGUUCGCGCGGAUCCGAAAGAUACCAAAGACGGACGCCACGGUGUUGGUGUUGGUCACCGGGGUCACCGUCGUCACCAACCUCGCCGUGGCGGUGUUCUCGGGGGUGGUGCUGAGUGCCCUGGGGUACGCGUACAAGAGUUCGCAGCGAAUCGAGGCGAGGAAAACCUCCGUCCCGAUCAAGACGGACUCGAUCGAGCACAGGACGGUGUACGAGAUAUCGGGCCCGCUCUUCUUCGGAUCGGUGGGCUCCUUCCUCGAGCAGCUCGACCCGAGGAUGGAGGGAAACGAUCGCGUGGUUCUCGACUUCGCCUCGUCGAAGGUGUGGGACAGUAGCGCCUUGGUCGCGAUCGACGACGUCGCGGAUAAGUUUCGAAACUGCGGCAAGGUGGUGACGCUUCGACACCUCUCCCCCGACUGCGCCGCGCUGCUGCGCAAGGCUGGCGACCUGGUCGAGGUCAACCUGGAGGAGGACCCGGAGUACCCGGUGGCGGCGGAUUACGACGACGAGGAGCUCGAGACGCUGACGGACCAUGCGGCGCACGGCACGCACGUCAGCUUGGAGGACUGGGAGAGGAGCGCGCUGCAGCGGCAGUACACCACGCCGGCGGGUUUCAGAGUGCUCGUGGACAAGGUGGAGGAAGACGGGCCGGCGAGGAAGAGCGGCGGACGGGGGGCUCGUCUCGGGGCGUAGUUGGGAGUAGUUGAGAGUAGUUGGAGAGUCGCCGACUUGUUGGGCCCAGUCGGCGAAGCUGACGGAUGGUUAACUCUCGUCGCCCACCUGGGCUUCGUCUUCGCCACUCGCCGUGAAAAUGCGAGUCGUGACCUUUUGGUUGGGAUUUAAGUGUUAGUCACAGCGAACAUGGUUGGAAAUUCACGGUUAAUUACCAAGGUUUAUGAU
Messenger RNA from Micromonas commoda, 1878 nucleotides. Its product is annotated as sulfate permease family. The transcript has a single exon. Gene Ontology annotation, cellular component: membrane. Lineage: Eukaryota; Viridiplantae; Chlorophyta; Mamiellophyceae; Mamiellales; Mamiellaceae. The coding region runs from base 31 to 1671 and encodes 546 amino acids. The record is from RefSeq and is a predicted model, not a curated record.